Messenger RNA from Humulus lupulus (European hop), 1754 nucleotides. RefSeq lists its product as uncharacterized. NCBI's taxonomy places the organism in Eukaryota, Viridiplantae, Streptophyta, Magnoliopsida, Rosales, Cannabaceae. The transcript has 7 exons. The coding region runs from base 374 to 1576 and encodes 400 amino acids. The record is from RefSeq and is a predicted model, not a curated record.
GAUAUUGGUUCUUUUAAAAAGUCUUGAUCUUUACCAUUGAUGUUCCUGAUUCUUUGUUCAAACUUCAAACUUAGAGAGUGAUAACUUCUCAAAGUUCCCUAAUUUCUUAUUACACUGAAGGGAUAAGUAAGCAGUGAUAAAGUGAACCAAAGAAUUGAUAAAAUUUGUGUUACGAAUACUAUUUAUUAUUUGAUUUUCUAUUCCUAGAUUAUUGAUGAUGUUUGGGAUCGCUAGAUUAUCUAAAUUUUCUAUAUUGAUAAUAAAGUAAAAUCUCCAUAUUCUUGGUUCUUCUUCUAGGCCUUAAAGUUUUAGGUUCGGUUUGUGAGCAGCAUUCACUUUACUUUUCCAUUGGGUUGUUAGAGAAGAGAAGAAGAUGCCUUAUGUUCCCCCUCAUAAACGACCUUCAAAGGAAAAUGACAAGUCUUCAAAGGGUCUACCAAAGCCAGAGUUGCCUCCUCCUCUGUUCAACAAAAAUCUCAAACUCAAGUCUCCUGGAGGAACUAGUGCCCAAUACCAGAACACAGGUUAUGAAUAUGAGGAUAUAUUCAGAUGGUUCGCUGUUGGGUUGGAUGAUCAUAAUCUCUUGCCACCUUCUGUUCAUCUCCAACCUAUUUCUGAGGAAAACCUCGAUGGAAAAUUUGUAAAGCGUCUAGCUUUAUAUCAUGGCAGUGAUCUAACCGAAGAAAGUAGCAGCACAGUAGUAACUGAGAGCUUUAUAAGGAGACCAUGGGAAUACAUUGCAGACACUGUGCUUCCAGACUUGGUUUCCUCUUUCGAAGAUUUAAGAAGAGAAAUAGAGUCUCAAAAGCUUGUGGGAAUUAAGCCAAUUAUAAUCACUAGAUUUGGCAAAGUUCUCUUUUCUGGGAGGCCUAGUCUGCUUUCUGAGGACAAACUAAGGCCGUUGAGAAGAUCAUUUAACACAAACAUUCCAGAUUCAUUUGUCAAUUACAUAACAAAGGAAGGUGUCUCAAAGAAUGGACUUGAAUUUGCAAAAGACAAAGAAGCAUAUCAUGUGUUUCUUUCUGAUUUCAAUCAAUCAGGAGAAGAUAUUUUUUGCGAUUGUAGGGUACUAAAAGAAGAUGCAAAACUUCAAAUAUACAAGAUUAAACGUUCUUAUGUGCGACACAUGCUCAGGGACAUAUCUUGCCUUGAAAAAGAUUUGGACAUGAGGCUGGAUCUAUGCACCAGAAGACCUGUUACUGCACUUACUGAUGAUGAACUGCAAAGCAUUAAAGAAUUGAUUGAUUCAGCUAUUUUAGAUAGAGAAGUUAAGGGUGGACUGAGAUGGCCCUUGGGGAAGGCAGUUUCUGGAGAUAAAAUUCGUGUGACUGCAGUCUGGCAUGUAAUAAGUAAUAAAUACAAAAAUCCAUCACUAAAGCUGAAAAUAAAAAAUGUUGAUCGGUAUAAAUUUUUAUCAUCAACUGGGGAACCUACAAGGGAGGUUGUUAUAAUGCUAAAAGGAGUAGCUUCAGAAUUAAUGAAACAAAAGGUUGAUAUGAAUCUCACUAGUGAGAUGUUGAAAGAUGACUUGAAGGCUCUAUGGAACAACUUUCUUUGCUGUGAACGCUUUCCAUGAUGAUGUUUGGCAAUGUAAACUCAGUAUUUAUGAACAGUAUUUUCAUUUGAACAAAGGGAAGAAAUCUUGCAGUUUUAUUUGAGAUAUUUUACUCCAAGUUCUUUGUUUUGAUCUCACAAGUGUACUACUUAUACGGUGAAUGUGUUCUUAUGUGUAAUACAUAUAAGUUGAAUAUAUA